CCAAGUUACAUCUGAUCUAGAACUGCUGUUGAUCACUGCUCUAAAACAGAUCCUUCCACUCUCUAUUAAAAUUAGACUCACAGUCGGGGAUUAUGUUGUUGUCAAGAUAAAUCUUGAAAAAUAAAAAAAAACGAACUCGUCAAGAAGACUCGUUAUAUUGGCACUAGUCCAACCCACGCUCUUUGUGCGCCGUACUGUCUUCGAGCAAGGCAGUCGGCUCAACUCGGUACCUACUGUACCUACCUAAAACUGAUCUUGAAUCAGAAAUCACAUACACCCCCCCUAUAUUACACAUCAUUCCUCGGGCCUCCAUCAUCACCAUGCCGUCCCGAUCCUUCAAGACGCUAGCGGCUGCGCUGCUUUCGUCCAGCGUCAUAUAUCCCGUCGUGGCCCAGCUCGCCACGCAGUGCAACCCGCUCAACACGACCUGCCCGCCAGACCCGGCGCUGUCCACGUCGCAUACAUUCUACUUCAACGCCACGCCGCCCGCGGGCACAUUCAACACGACCGCCGGCACCGUCGACUACUCGUUCGACAAGGGCGCGGCGUUCACGAUCGACAAGAAGGGCGUGUCGCCGACGCUGAUCUCGAACUUCUACUUCUUCUUCGGCCGGACCGAGGUGCACCUGAAAGCCGCCCCGGGCACCGGCGUGAUCAGCUCGAUCGUCUGGUCCUCCGACGUCCUCGACGAGGUCGACUGGGAGUUCAAGGGCGGCAACACCACGCACACCUUCACCAACUACUUCGGCAAGGGGGAGCCCGACUUCAGGAACGCGGGCGACCACGCGGUCAACGGCGGCGUGCAGGCCGACUACCACAACUACACGUCGACGUGGACAAAGGAGAAGCUCGAGUGGUACCUCGACGGCGAGCUCAUCCGCACCCUGCUGCCCCAGGACGCCAACAACACGCACUUCUACCCGCAGACCCCCAUGAAGCUCAGCCUCGGCAUCUGGGCCGGCGGCGACCCGGACAUGCCCAAGGGCACCAUCGAGUGGGCCGGCGGCCAGACCGACUACGCCGAGCCGUACACCAUGUACGUCAAGAGCGCCGCCGUCGAGGACUACUCCACCGGCACCGAGUACUCGUACAGCGACCACUCCGGUUCGUGGGAGAGCAUCAAGAUCGCUACCGGCGGCAACUCCACCGCCUUCCAAAACAUCAACAAAGAGCCGGAGAAAUCGCUCUCGCAGAAGUGGGCCGAGCUCCCCUCGUCGACCAAGUCAGGCGUGUACGCCGGCGCCGGCGGCGUCGGCGCGAUCCUGUUCGCCGCGCUGGCCUGGUACUACAUGCGGCAGCGGCGCAGCGGGCAGCGGGAGGCGGCCGCGCUGGCCGCGCGCCAGGAGCAGGAGCGCAUGGAGAUGGAGGGGUUCAAGCGCGCCGGCGGCGACCCGGACGCGCUGCGCUUCGACGGCACGGAGUACAAGGGGGGCAGCGCGGGGGCGUACGCCGGGGGUUACGGCGGCGCGGAGAGGGGGGACUCGCCGCCGGGGAGCUCGAUGGGCGCGCAGCCGGAGAAGGGCUGGGAUCCGACGGGGUCCGGCAAUCAGGGGCCGGGGGCGAGCAUGCCGCUUUUGAGAGACGAUCCGAAUACGAGCGCGAUGUCCGGGGCGAGGCGGUAGUUGAGGAGUAGGUGUGGUGUGGUGUGGUGUGGUGUGGUGUGGUGGUAGGCUUGCGAUGGAUUAUGGAAAUGAAGGGUUAGCUUUUUUCGAUCUUCACCGACCCCUGCCCCCCUUUUUUCCCUCAG
This is a messenger RNA of Hypoxylon fragiforme, 1747 nucleotides long. Its product is annotated as glycoside hydrolase family 16 protein. Lineage: Eukaryota; Fungi; Ascomycota; Sordariomycetes; Xylariales; Hypoxylaceae. Gene Ontology annotation, biological process: fungal-type cell wall organization; carbohydrate metabolic process. Bases 321 to 1622 code for a protein of 433 amino acids. Gene Ontology annotation, cellular component: fungal-type cell wall. Gene Ontology annotation, molecular function: hydrolase activity, hydrolyzing O-glycosyl compounds; glycosyltransferase activity. The record is from RefSeq and is a predicted model, not a curated record. The transcript is spliced from 2 exons.